AAAUAAAGAAAAAGAGUUAGAGAACUUGAUUGGGGCGGACAAAUAGUGGAGGGGGCUGAACAAGACAUGAUUGACCCUCUCUCCAUUUUGAUUAGGAGAUAUUUUGAUCACACCCCACAUGCCCACCCACUCUCAAUUAAUUGAAUUUUGAGGCUAAGAAAGAAGCAAGAUAACCUUCCUACCACCUACCAUUCGAACUCCCAAAUAUCAUAGGAGAGGAGAGAGCCACACAACUCAAGAGAGCUAGGAAAGAACAAACUGCCCGCAGGGUUAUUUUCCGGUGCGUAGGGUUGCUUGUUUGAUUCAUAUCUCAAGUUACACUCAUCCAAAUAAAGCGUGUGAGGUAUCUACAGAAAGCUCUCAAGAUAAGGAAUCCGUAGAGGUGCGGUUUGCAUCAAAGUAGUUUAAGGCUUCCAAAUCAUCGAAGGCAGAAGCUACCUCACAUAAACGGAUUUGUUUCUUUAAAGAGUUGAGCUAGCACCUUGAGGAGGCUGUCUAACACUCAAUUCUAAGCAACGAAUCAGUUCUCAAACUUCCUUGGCCGAAGCUUUGAGAAUUGGAUUGAGAAGGAAAGGUUUAAAGCUCAUUUGAGGUUGAGGCUAGAGCUUGCUUCAUGUGCUCGUUGCUUGAGUGAUCAUCUAGGAGGGAAGACUUGGUCCGGGGCGUGACACCUAGGGUUCUAGGGUUGUGUGAGUUUGGAUAGCUUUGGACGUGAGUUUCUUUUGUGACGUGUGGAUUGCGGCGUGUGGAUUGCAGCAUGUGGAUUGCGGCAUAAGAGUGGCAUCGGUGAAGGUAGUGCAACGCACUGUUACGGUCCUGACUGCAGUGAAGCGAGCGAAACGAUCAGACAACGUCGAAGCAAAAUAAUACCUUUGAGGAAGAUUGAUGGCGGAUAUUAGUGAACAACGGGAGAUCGAGAGGUUGGCCAGUGUGUAUGGAAACAUGGAGAUGGAAGAUGGUGAUGAAUUUCUACAGGUAGAGGCUUUGGCACCUGGUAGUGAGGAAAUCGGUUGGGCAUUGGUAGGGACAAUCACUUCUGAAAAAUCGGUACGUUUUUCCUCCUUUCGUGAUACCAUGGCAAAUAUCUGGAGACCAGUCAAGGGUGUCGCUAUUACUGAGUUAGGAAAUAAAAGGUACAUGUUUCAGUUUUAUAACGUAAAUGAUAUGAAAAGGGUUCUAGAGGAGGGCCCUUGGAUUUUUGAGCAAAACCUAAUUGUACUGGCCAGGUUGCGGCAAGGAGAUUUACCUCUAGAGGUACCCUUGAACAAGGCUGAUUUCUGGUUGCAAAUUCACGAUGUCCGGGUUGGAUAUUUCUCUAUGAAAAGUGCAAUUAAAAUAGGUAAUUUUGUGGGAAAAUUCAUUAAACUGGAUGAAUAUAACUUUUAAGUCAAGUGGAAUCUGUUCAUGAGGAUAGGGGUUAGUAUCGACCUGAACAGGCCCCUAAAACGGAAGCUAUUGUUGUAGUCAGAUGAAGGGGAUAAUUUUUGUGUCAGGUUUAAAUAUGAGAAACUCCCUAGUUUUUGUUUUGCAUGUGGUAUCAUUGGGCAUGCAGAAAGAUACUACCCACGUUACCCCAAUGGGGUGGGGAAGGAGGGAGGAUUGCCAUUUGGACCGAAACUGAGAGCUGUUAAAGGGGGGAUUUUGCCGAGCGGGAACAAAUGGCUAGUUCCGGUGGGUAAAGGCAAAGAGAAAGAAGGUGAAGAUAGUAAUAAGGCUUCGGAUGGGGACAUCUAUGAGACUCCACAAGAGCAAGAACAUCAUGUUACAAGAGAGAAGUUUGAGCAGAAGCGCAGGAGGGUUGACCAAGGAGUGAAAGAGCAUGUGCAAGAGGGCAUGGAGAUAGAGAGGAGAUUGGCAAAAAACGGGGAGGAAGCGAACUACAAUGCCCAUCGGACAUGCAAUUGAAGCAGGAGGAUAUAGCACGGGUGGAGACUAGAGAAUUCCACCAGUUGCAGUUUUAUUUCUAUUGCAUUUUUUAUUUCAAACUACAUUUACACGUUGUUUUUGUUUCAGACAAUAAGGGGGGUGGGUUUAUGUGUUGCUUGUUUGUUGUUGGUAGACAAAUUGUUGGAGGCAAUCAAGCUAAUUCAGCCACUAAUAGCCUCUAUGCUCUCACUGUUUCAACGAAUAGCCUCACUCUUUAUGGGGUGGACUAUUCUAUGUCUGAUCAUGACGUGAGUGGCUUGAAGGGCUUUUGGUAUGAGUUGGACAGAGGGAAAGCGAGAGUUUGUGAUUGGGGUAUUAUUUCGACGGUUUUGAUCUUAAUAUAAGAGUUUUCCUUCAAAA
Molecule: messenger RNA, 2286 nt
Organism: Cuscuta europaea
Lineage: Eukaryota; Viridiplantae; Streptophyta; Magnoliopsida; Solanales; Convolvulaceae
Source: the annotation of a GenBank genome assembly